Suillus subaureus is the source of this 687-nucleotide messenger RNA. RefSeq lists its product as uncharacterized. The record is from RefSeq and is a predicted model, not a curated record. The annotation marks the transcript as partial. Gene Ontology annotation, molecular function: ubiquitin protein ligase activity. Lineage: Eukaryota; Fungi; Basidiomycota; Agaricomycetes; Boletales; Suillaceae. The transcript has 4 exons.
CGUUCAUUCACUUCCGAUCCCUACAGUACUUCGGGCGUAUCUGGCAAUGUUUCCGCCCGAGAGACGGAAUUAAUCCUAAAGGAGAAGGAAUUUCGGUUGAAAUCUCGAAAUCUCGAACAACAGCUUGCGACUGUAUCUCAAAAGGAGAGAGAAGCUGCCAAGUUGCUCGAAGAAUGCAAAGAACGGCUGGCGAGAACCACCAUAAGACAGCUUGAAGACUAUUUUACGUGCCCAUUGUGUUUUGAGACCAUGGCGUGCCCAUAUAGUUUGAACCCACGACAGUGCGGGCAUACCUUCUGCGCCACCUGCAUUCUGAAAUGGUUCUUCUCCCGAUUGCAUCGUGUGUGUGGCAGCUGGCAUGAACCCGUGGACUGUCCCAUGUGUAGGACUGCUCUAUUUUACACUCCCGAUAACGUUCCGCGUCCAGAAUCUUCGUUCCCUUUUACACCAAACAGAGCGGCUGAUAACGCAAUUCGCGGCAUGAUCAAUACUCUCGCGAAGGAGGCUGACUCUGGAAAUGUCCCUGCAUCUAGCCCGCUUGCUGACUGGGGAACGGAUGGUCACGCAAAGAAAGAAUGGUGUCGAAAAGAAAGAGUUGGACGCUAUGAGAUGAUAUCUCUUGCUACAUCGUGGGCGAACAUGCACGGGGAUGAAUUCGUCACCAUCAAAAGCAGACUUGAAGUAUGA